Molecule: messenger RNA, 1320 nt
Organism: Parascedosporium putredinis
Lineage: Eukaryota; Fungi; Ascomycota; Sordariomycetes; Microascales; Microascaceae
Source: the annotation of a GenBank genome assembly
AUGUCAAGGUCCGGCUCCGAGUCCUCGGAGAGGGGCUCUCCUGACCCCAGCCAGACCCCAAGGACGAGCAGAGGGCUUGCAGUGAGGAGUAGGGAUAGGGAUAGGGACGUAUCAGGUUCCAAGAGGAAACGAGGAGACACAUCGACCGGCGCCGGGCCCUCCAAUCGACGCCGUACCGCCGAACCUGAAGAUAUCGGGGCCGACGAUGAUUCCGACGUUUAUGACCCCGAUCAGCCGGUGGAAGAGAGGCGCGAUAUCCAGCGCGGUCUGCGCGAACUCGGAAGAGAUCUCGUCGACAAUGCCGACGACUACCUAAAAGGCGACUCGACGGGGAUCCGCGACUUGAUUGUAUCUGCCAACGAAAUCAACAAGAACAUUAAGCAAACCACCGAGGCCGUCAUCGACUCCCGUCUCCUAGUAACGGCGGCGGACAUGUCAUACAAGAAAACGGUUCGCAUCACACAAGGAAACACGGCCGACGGCCUAGAUGUGGACGAAUUUGUCUCGAAAUGCAUCACGUAUAUGCGCCAGGGAGCCCGCGAGCACAGCGACAACGCCCCUGAGCUCUCAAGCACCCAACGCCAGCGCAGAGGGCGUGCCGGCAGGGGCCAAGAGGGAUCAGAUGACGAAGAUGAGGACGGAGACAUGCUGAAUUGGGCUUAUCUUGGCCAAUUUGCCUGUCUCCCUAGCAUCAGUCGCCCGGCCGUUCAGGGCCACCUCCUGGGGCCGCUCUCGGUAGAAAAGAAGGCGCGCAAGAUAACGAAGCGAAAUGCGCCCUUCAGGAUUAACCAACUUGCUGAAACGAGGCCGGAAGUUAUCAACGCGGAGGAGCUAACAAAACAAGACAACGACCUCGCAGUCAUCUGCGGAAGGGUCCUGCAGCGGCUCCAGCGUGUUCAGAGAAAGUUGCAAGAGGACGCAUAUGCACAAAUCACGGAAGAGAUGGAAAUAGACGAGCAGGUACAGCUUAUGCAUCGGCUGGGUUUGCGAAGUACUGGUGGCGUCGAUUUCAUGCGCUUCGUCAUAAAUCCCCAUUCAUUCGGCCAAUCCAUCGAAAAUAUGUUCUACGUCAGCUUCCUCAUCAAGGACAACAAGGUGCGCAUCGAACUAGACGAUGACGGUCUUCCCUCCGUCGCCCCCGUCACGACGGAAAUGGAACAAGAGACUAGCCGGCACCAAACGAAGCACCAGGCUGUUUUCAGCUUGGACAUGUCCACCUGGCGGGAUAUCAUCGAGACUCUCGACAUAAAAGAACCCAUCAUACCGCAUAGGCGGGAAGAUGCUCAGGGUGGUCCCGGUGCCAGGGGCUGGUAUUCAUGA